Alternaria incomplexa is the source of this 1050-nucleotide messenger RNA. RefSeq lists its product as uncharacterized. NCBI's taxonomy places the organism in Eukaryota, Fungi, Ascomycota, Dothideomycetes, Pleosporales, Pleosporaceae. The record is from RefSeq and is a predicted model, not a curated record. The coding region runs from base 1 to 1050 and encodes 349 amino acids. Gene Ontology annotation, molecular function: nitronate monooxygenase activity. The transcript has a single exon.
AUGUCACCGCCGGCACUGCAGACGCCGCUUUCGAAGCUGCUGGGCAUCCAGUAUCCGAUUAUCCUCGCCGGCAUGGCGCGCACCUCUGGUGGCCCCCUCGCAGCUGCCGUGUCGAACGCUGGUGGCCUAGGUGUAAUUGGCGGUCUCGGAUACACACCGGAACAGCUCCAAUCGAUCAUCGAUGACCUCAAGUCAAACCUCCGAGACAAGAACUUGCCCUUCGGUGUCGAUCUCGCACUCCCACAAGUCGGCGGCAGCGCACGCAAGACGAACCAUGACUACACCCAUGGACAGCUCGAUGACCUCAUCGAAGUCACAAUCAAGAAUGGCGCAAAGCUGUUUGUGAGCGCUGUUGGUGUACCGCCCGAGCGGACGAUCAAGAGGCUUCACGAAGCAGGCAUUUUGAUCAUGAACAUGGUCGGACACCCCAAACAUGCGAAAAAGGCACUAGAUGCAGGUGUGGAUAUCGUAUGCGCCCAGGGUGGAGAAGGCGGAGGACAUACCGGCGAUAUCGCGAACAGCAUCCUGAUACCCUCCGUCGUGGACGUCGCGCGCAAAUACAAGAGCCCUCUGACCGGUCAGCCAGCCAUCGUAGUGGCGGCGGGAGGCAUCUACAACGGCCGCAGUCUGGCAAGCAGCUUGAUGCAAGGCGCACAGGGCGUAUGGGUCGGCACACGAUUCGUCGCAUCAACUGAGGCUGGCUGCUCGCAAAUGCACAAGGAGAACGUGGUCACAGCCGACUUCACAGAUACAGGCCGGACACUGGUUGUCAGUGGCCGACCGUUGCGCGUCAGGUACAACGACUACAUCAAAGAGUGGCACGAGCGCGAGGACGAGAUCAAGAAGCUCACGGAGGCGGGAGUUGUGCCGCUGGCGAAGGACAUGGACGAUGGGAAGGAUGUGGAUAUCCCGUUCCUGAUGGGCCAGGUUGCGGGGGUUAUCGGCGAUAUCAAGCCCGCAAAGGAGAUUGUCGACGAGAUGGUGCAAGAGGCGAUCGACAUGCUGAAGCUCGGCCAGACGUACAUUGGAGGGCCGAGCAGUAAACUGUAG